Cercospora beticola is the source of this 2032-nucleotide messenger RNA. Its product is annotated as DHHC family palmitoyltransferase. The record is from RefSeq and is a predicted model, not a curated record. Lineage: Eukaryota; Fungi; Ascomycota; Dothideomycetes; Mycosphaerellales; Mycosphaerellaceae. Gene Ontology annotation, molecular function: palmitoyltransferase activity.
GCUAAUCAAGGCAUUACCACAUUUCUGUUCUGCAUUUCUCCUGGACCGUUUUCUGGCAGUAAACAGCGAGCUCUAUCCCUCAGACUGGCAAACAACUCACGUCACGAACCGACCGCGACACCACCAUGGCCGACGCGACGCGACUCUGGCGAUAGAAACAUGACAUCAACCUCAUUCUCCGACAUGCCCACGCUGGCCAACCCUUCAUCUUCUUCGCGUCGUUCGCCGCCCUUCCAUCGAAGAACGAAGUCGUGGGCGAGAAAACUGGAACGCUGCUGCUGUACCACUUUCGCCUUCUUUCCUCUCGUGUUCGUGUACGGUCUCACGACCUGGGCGGUCUACGUGGAGAGCCAUGUCUCCUUCAUCGGCCGCGACGAUCUUGGCGCAUAUCUCCGAGCAGCGCUCGGAAUAGUGCUGUAUGCUCUGGCCAACGUCAGCUAUACGAUCGCCGUCUUCACACCUCCCGGAUCGCCUUUAGAUGCGCAGGGCGGAAAGAGGGGCAGAAAGGGCGACUACCAGGGUGUGCCUUCUCAUGAUGAAUACAACGACUAUGCGCGGCAACAAGAGGAGGGAGUGGAGCCGGUUCCGGGGGAAUGGGAGCGCAUGCACAACAGCGUGACUGCGAAGAGCACCGGCAAACCACGAUUCUGUAAGAAGUGCCAAUGCGUCAAGCCAGAUCGAACGCAUCACUGCUCAACAUGCGGGCAAUGUGUUCUGAAAAUGGACCAUCAUUGCCCCUGGCUGGCAACUUGCGUGGGGCUGAGGAACUACAAAGCCUUUCUGCUAUUCCUAAUAUACACGAGCCUGUUCUGCUGGUCGUGCUUCGCGGUUAGUGCGUGGUGGGUGUGGGAGGAGUUCAACGAUCGCGUGCAGAAUAUGGAGGGCUUGAUCGUUGUCAACACGAUUCUCUUGUCUGUGCUAGGUGGCAUCAUCGGCCUUGUUUUGUCUGGGUUCACGGGCUGGCACAUAUACUUGGUUGUGUCUGGGCAGACCACCAUCGAAAGUCUGGAGAAGACAAGAUAUUUGAGUCCGCUGAAGAAGAGCAUGGAAAGCCAAUUUCAGGACCCGAAUCGGCACAAUCUGGCACAAGACGAGACUCCCAUUACGAAUGCAGUCGUGACUGGGGAGCACCAGCCUCUCACUGACCGCCUGAAGGAGAUACACGCCAACGCACUACCCGGCGUUUUGCGCCCUGAGGAAGGAGAGUCUGGCCCAAACACCCGAACACCAUCCCCUCUCCCACCUGCGGCAAGCGGUAAUCUCAGCUCGUCGCCCGCACAGCAGAGCUUGCACAGAUCCUAUGCUUCACUUGAAGCUCAACGAGAGCGAGAUCGAUACAACAACUAUCAAGACGAACUGGACUCAGAACGCCUACCCAAUGCAUUUGAUCUUGGGUGGAGACGCAACUUGCUGCAUGUCAUGGGGCCUGUUCCGUGGAAGUGGCCGUUGCCUUUCCUGAACACCACUGGCGACGGCUGGAGCUGGGAAGUCAGCCCCACAUUCUGGGAAGCCAAAGAUCGAAUCGCACGAGAGCGCGAGCAGAGGAUGCGAGAAGACGCCAUGUGGAAUCGUGAGGCAAGCCAACAAGCGUGGCUGCCUCCGCCACGGCCGAAAUGGACUCCUGGUCAGGGGUUUGUGGAUCAGGCUAGGAACGCCACGGCAGGGCCGCCGAGGAACGGCAGUCCCAGCAUGCAGAUGCAGUCGCUUGAUAGGAGGAAACAAGAUGAUAAUGGCGUAACGGAUUAUGAUACGAGUAGUGACGAGGAUUCGAAGUCACAGAGACGGCAGCCGCAGCAGGCGACGAGGACUGAGAAUUGGAAUGAUAUUCCUGAGGACCUUUUAGGCCCUUCCCAGGCAGGAGCUCGAAGAAGUGGCAGUCGGAACAAGAACGAUUGAGAGAGCGAGCAUUUGUAUUUCUGAGAGCAUUCUGUACAGCAUCGAUGACAGCGAACCUUUCAAUGUUUCAAGCGUUGGCUACGCGUUGUAUUCUAACAUUGGACGCCAGUCUCGCCUGCCUAUCCAGGUAUCGCAA